Molecule: messenger RNA, 2496 nt
Organism: Astrephomene gubernaculifera
Lineage: Eukaryota; Viridiplantae; Chlorophyta; Chlorophyceae; Chlamydomonadales; Astrephomenaceae
Source: the annotation of a GenBank genome assembly
CAGUCUACUACCUACCUAAUCAGUAAAAGACUUACAGUUCGUCACAAUGGGUGCAGCCGGGCAGUCAUCCUCUGAGGGGUCUGACGUCAGCAUUAAUGUCAAGGCCCUUCCUCCCCCGGCGGCUGCUCCCGCGCCGACUACCGUGCUUGUUCAAGUCAACGCAGCUCUCACACCCGCCGAGUGCUACUGGAAGCUGGUGGAGGCCGGAACCGCUAAGAUGAAGUAUAGCUGGUUCAAGCUGGCCGUGGGAGGCAUCCUCGCUGGCAUGUACGUGUCCUUCGGCUUCACCUUCUGCUGCUGCGCCAUUGGCCUGUUGGGCAACACGAUCUAUGGUGCCCUGGCCUUCCCUGUUGGUUUGCUUCUGAUUAUUCUGUGCGGCGCCGAGCUCUACACUGGAAACACCUGCUACAUGUUCACUGCUAACAUUGAGCGCAAGGCUGCGCUAUGGCACCAUCUGAAGAUCUGCUUCUCUGCUUGGUUCUGGAACUUCGUCGGCGCCCUCAUCAUGGUUCAGCUAGAGAAAGCCGCCCAGAUCUGGGCCCAUCGCGAGGACUGGGUUCACGACAUUGCCUUCAAAAAGAUGUCUCUUGAGUGGCACGCCGUACUGGUCCGCGCCAUCUUUGCCAACUGGCUGGUCAACCUCGCCGUGUACCAGGCUCUGGCUGCUCGCGAUGUUGUCGGCAAGGCCAUCGGCUGCUGGACCCCCAUCACCACCUUCGUCGCUAUCGGCCUGGAGCAUUGCAUUGCCAACCAGUGGCUGAUCCCCAUGUCCAUCUACCUUGACCCCACCACCAAGCACCCCGUCAGCAUCACCUGGAGGAACUUUGUUGCCAAGAACCUGAUCCCCGCCACCAUUGGCAACUGGAUCGGCGGUGCUAUCAUGGUUGGCCUGCUCAAUGCCGCCUUCCACGGCACUAAGAUCAACGAGUGGAAGGACAGCGCCUACGAGGUCACUCUUGGCAAGGUGAUGAAGAAGGUGGAGGACCCCCUCGAGACCCUAGUGGACCUGUCAGCCCCCGUGUGCCUAAACAGGCCCACUGAGCCGAAGCACUAAGUGAUUGCACAUGUGCGUGUUUGCUGUGUUUGAGCGGAUUCAGCUCGUGGUCGCGGUUGCUAUCACGUAUCGAUAUAGGACGCUUGCAGGCCGGGCUCGUUCCUUGGCUUGAGGUUUCCUAAUUCAUGAAUUGGGUAAUGUAUUGCUUGGGACAUGAGGAGAGGGACACAUGAGGGAGAAAUACGAGGAGAGGGACACAUGGGGAGAAGUCUGGACCACGUGAUAUUGCUGGUUGCAUUUGUUGGGGGGUUGCUGGAGGGGCGUGCCUGUGCACUCGUGGCAUAUGGCUUUGCGCUUUCUUGGCCUUAUUAAGAAUAAUGUCUCGGUGUGCACUGCUCGUCAAACGAUCUUUAUUAUACGCAGUUGAGGCUCGAGUGACUUGGGUUUCAAGUUGUAGGCUAAACGAGGCUGCUUCAACGGAGUUUCAUGGUCGCGGUUCACCUGCCGGGUGGUUGGCGGCGGUUUAGUCACCUGGGGUUCCUCCUUUGUACACCACACGACACUACUGUGUUACUGGUGUCUGCAGGUCGCCGCGUGUCUUGUCCUGCAAUGGUUGGGUGUUUGCGGCGUAUCCUACUUCGGUGAAGUGCAUGUGUAUUUGUUUCAUCUGCGGCUGUUGGUGCCCAGAAUCGAUGUCGUAUAUUACCCAAUCGGACACAAGAGUUUGGGUCUAGGUUUGAUGUUUGCUCUCAGGCACAUCCUCCCUAGGUUGCCGUGCUGUCAGGUGGCUGUUGUCAGCAACAUAUCACGGCGUUCAAUAGGCCACGAGGGAGCAUCUGUAUCUACCCUAGCCACUGACUGACUGGCUUGUGGCGAUUUUGCGAGGAUGAGGUCGGGUUAGUUGGGAAACGGGUUCAUGGGCAGUUAGAUGCACAUAGUUCGUGUAGCGUUUCUUGCGCGCGAUAACAUGAGCUAUGACGCGAUGACGUGGGGUGAAUGAUAAGUGGCUACAAUCGGGAUCGUGACAGGACACGAAUGCUUGUACGAAUGUACUCGCAAAUGUGACAACCAAGUUCGAAUCCAAUUCCCUCGUUUAUUGGGAUUGCGGGCGACCUGUGGGUCACAGGCGUAUGCAGACUACGUUCCUUGUAAUAUAUUGCUCCGAAUUCCUAUUACCAUUCAAUACUUUAGCAAAAUGCUUGCAUCUUACUGGAUAUAUGGUGCCGGCAAGAAGUGUACUGCCAGAUCCACCAAGCUGGAAUUGUACUAUACCGUACAUGUACGGCAGAGGUCAUAUCUACUACUGCAGGGAGAGAGAUAUAGCAAGAGAGAUAGUGAUGUAUUAGGAUUAGAUAGCAACCCUGGGUGUUAAGGACGGACACUCGGUGGCCCUUUUUUCAGGCGUGUGAGGCCAGUACUGUAUCAACGACAGCCUCGUGCUUGGAAAGUUAAGGUAAGAUUACAGUGCGGUGGGGGGGCGGCAGCAACAACAGCUGAUGCGU